Chilo suppressalis (striped riceborer) is the source of this 2942-nucleotide messenger RNA. NCBI's taxonomy places the organism in Eukaryota, Metazoa, Arthropoda, Insecta, Lepidoptera, Crambidae. The record is from the annotation of a GenBank genome assembly.
CAAAUACUCAAAAAAGUGUUGAUGCUUUCUAUAGUAAAUUACAACCAACCAAACACAAUUUUUGGACAUUUUAUUUGUGUAAAACGAGUUUAAUGUCACAUAAAUACAGUUAAUUCAAUGGUAUAUUUUAAUAAUUAGGACAUGAAGAGUGCUCUAAGAACAAUCAUCGACAGAUGGAAGUGUCCCGUCGUGUAGAAAAACUUACAAUCUGCAUAAUCAGCUGUCAGUGAGAUAGAUCAUCUGUCCCUGUAAAUAUAAAAGCUAAAACAAUCAUAACACGUAUCAGUUCAGUGAAUGUAAAUAAUAAAGUGAACAAUAACACUACGAUGUGACCCUGAACGGCAAGUGACGGAAAGUGUUACGAAAACAGAAAUGGGAUAAUAACCUAACUGAGGUGCCAGCGGUCCUGACAUGGCUCUCCCAUGAGGCUGGAUUUUUAAUUUGGUUUACGUGCUAAACUUGAAUAAUGUCCGGUGAGUUUCCGUUCGUGUCUAAAAUCGUCAGUCCCGUGAAGUGCAAUGAGAAGCCUUGGGAUUUGUGGGUCAGUGAGAUAGGGCACCUGUCGCCGCGGCGGGACGACGAUGGGUUCGUGCCGCCGCUGGGGAUGGACGCGAAGGCGGUAUCCGCCCGCCGCGUCCACUCCGCACACCCCUACAAGACGGCGCGCCAUCGAAGGCCCGGCCUCAACCGUCUCAAACACGAGAGCAUGAGCCUCCAUGGACUGUUUCCCCAAUUAGACGACCUCAACGCGGCCGUGUGCCACAUGUGCGGUGUAAUAGUGAAGUGCAGUGCUGCAUACAGACAUUUGUUAGAAUCCCACUCCAAUGUAGACCCAAUACUCCCACCGCCACCAUCUAUCAUCACAAGUAAAAGCAGAAGUCGACAUAAAAAGGAAGCACCGCCACCACUGCCUGUAGACCUACACCCUGUCAAAAUGGAAACAUCUCCAGUUCACACUGCCGCAGCCCCAAUUUCAAGGAUAGUUUUACCACAGCCCGAUUUACAAUAUCUGGAGGAAGCCAGCACAUCUGCUGGAGUCACUGGUGAAGUGCAAGUCUGUGUAGAAACUGGAGAGUUACCAGUUGUCAGCAUACAGGACACGGAAGAAUUGCCCCUCGGUGAAAACAUUACUGAUGACAUAUUCGAUAUAAUGAACUCAGAGGGCAUACAAACCGCAGACGACCUCGCAAAUUCAACUGAUUGGAAAAACAUUAUUAGGGAUAUAGGUAAUAUGCCAGAUAUCAAUUUUCCUCAGGUCACAGAGCCAGUGCCUCCCCAAGAUUUAUACUCCACUGUUCAUCCAGCUACCCUAUCCGCAUACUCAAUACCAGAAGCGGACUUGUCCAAUAUUCAGUUCGUACCGAACGCUUCUCCGAUCAUACCUAACAUAGUAGAUGUCAAUGUGCUCAAUCAGACACAAACUCUGAAGGCGACGGCGCCGAGUAAGCCGAUAGCGAAAACGCCGUCGCGAUCGAAAUCGAGCAAAACGAAAUUCAACCUCCGAGAAUACGACCCGAACAAGCACUGCGGCGUGGUCACCGCUGAGAAUCCGAAGCCAUGCACGCGUUCGCUGACGUGUAAAGCGCACGCGUUGUCGCUGCGGCGGACGGUGGAGGGAAGAGCGAAGCCCUUCGACACGCUGCUGGCCGAGCACCGCGCCUCCCGCGACGCUGCGGCGGCACCGCCUGCGCCCGCCGUCGCCAUCCCACCGCUCCUAGUCAACGCCAACAUCGACCUCGGCUUCAACGGGCUCACGGCCGAGCAGCAAGUCGACAACAUCGUGGAGAGCCUCCUCCAAGAGUCCGGCGCGGUGCUCCCCGACACUUCCAACAUCUCCUCGCUGCUGAGCCAGCCGUUGACCGACCAGUUCUUGCUGCCGGAUGACGCGGAGUUCCCCCCGGAAGUGCCGUUGCUGAGUAUAGCGUCGCCGGUGGAGACGACGAGAGAAAAGCCGGACGAAGGGCCGCCGCCGCUGGUUCCAGCGGACGUGUGCUGGUACUCAUCGUCCCCGCGCCCCCUGGCGGUGUGCACGUUCAACGCGGCGUGCGCGGGCGGCGCGGUGACGCUAGGCAAGAAGUUCGCCACCGUCCGGAGUAACAUCAAAUCGUCCCUCUCUCGGUCGAGUAACAAAAACGCGGGCGCGAACAGCUUCUACUACGGCCAAAACUCGCUCUCUCUGUCCAAAACUGUGCAUAUGAACGCUAGUAAAACGAACAAACCCGAAGUGCGAAAACUGAUAGUGACGUGUAGUGCUAAGAGUGGUAGUAAGGAGGUGGGACAGACUCUGAGCGACUUGUUCUCCGGGGACGUGCGGCACGCGCUGAACGGGCACGUGCCGGAGGUGAAGGGGCGCGCGAGGCACGUCGCCAAGCGGCCGCCCUCAGCCGUGCUGGACCUCGGCUUCGCGCUGGACGUUCUCGCCGACGAAAAGUGCUAACUAAGCAAUCACCGGUUGUGUAGUCACGUAAUAUAAUUUGUAUAUUUAUUUUUUCUGUAAAAAGUAUUCGAAUCGAAGUCUACUAGUUUAUUGUAAAGAAAUCACUGAUAGUAAUUAUCGAAGGAAUUUGAAGUUGUUGCGAAAACAAGAGUUGUAAAUCUCAAUUUUAUUUUCUUUCAUUGCGAUCGAACUAAUGUUUGUAUUUUUUUUUAUAUGAAACAUAAGAUUUUUCUAAAAAAAUCUUUGUACGAAAUCGAGAUGCAGCAAUUGGUAUGAGUUAAUGGAAAUUAAAAUAGCUUAUACAGAUAUGGUUGUAUUUUUUCGAAAUGACAUUAUUAUUACUCAUGUUGAUACUGAAAUGAAUACUGAUCAAUAAAUGGCCUAGGAUUAAUAAUGAUUUAAUGUGAUGAAAAUUUCCAUGUAAAAAUAUAAAUAAAUAUAUAUAAGUCUAUCCAUAAUAGUAAAAGCCUCCUUUUGAAAAUAAAGGCAAAUACCUCAAUAAUUA